Molecule: messenger RNA, 4419 nt
Organism: Hemisphaericaspora subhashii
Lineage: Eukaryota; Fungi; Ascomycota; Pichiomycetes; Serinales; Debaryomycetaceae
Product: serine/threonine protein kinase
Exons: 1
Coding region: 1-4419 (1472 amino acids)
Biological process (GO): protein phosphorylation
Molecular function (GO): protein kinase activity; ATP binding
Source: RefSeq, a predicted model, not a curated record
AUGUCGUCUUCCCUAAUGUCACAACACCAACCAACUCAAAUGGCAGCACAUAUUACUACACCUUCUCCUCCAUUGGAUACUAAUCACGAGACCAAGAAUUUUACAACCACCAUUGCAUCAUCAUCCACUUCUGGCAAUAACAAUGGCAACUCUAAUCUUACUGUGAAUAUGAAGAAGAAUUCACUUCAUGGUCCUAUUUCACCUAUCCAAAAUACACCCAAUGACAUUAAUAAUGCCACUACUGCAUCAAGUUUAAAUACUACCGCAUCUAAUUCACGCAAUUCAUUUCUUUUGAAACAACCUUCAAAUGGAACAACCACCACUAGCAUAUCUAUUUCAGAUCCAAUAUAUUCUACUCAUGAACCUCAAGAUAAUACCAAUAAACUACCAGAUCACCAUCGACGCGACUCUAGUUUGUCCAUAUCACCUACCGUAUCUCCUACACAAAAACCAACAGAAGACUUUAGACAUAAUAUCUUUAGUAAAGUAACUGGAGUAUUUCUGAAUUCCAAAUCAACCUCAAGAUCAAACUCACGUCAGAAUUCCCUUCAGAAUUCGCGUCAGAACUCACGUCAGAAUUCAAUGACGUCAUUAAGAGAACAAUUGGGACAAUAUCAACAACGGAAUAAUUCAACUGAUCUUGAUAAAGUUAGUGAAAUGUUAUCUCCACGUACUCUUGGGAAUCAAUCAACUGGUGGUACAAGUGCAGCAUUCCCUUAUAGUUCACAUUUGAAUUAUGGAUCAACUAGUGGAUUCUUUCCGUAUAAAUCAUAUCAUUCAUCUCCAGUAAAGGAAACCAAUCGGGUGUUAUUGGAAUAUGAUCCUAUAAGUAGAAGAAAAGUGUUGAAUACUUAUGAAAUACUUAGAGAGAUUGGAAGAGGAGAACAUGGAAAAGUCAAAUUAGCUAAAGAUUUGAUAACUAAUGAAUUUGUUGCUAUUAAGAUUGUUAAUAGAAAAUCAAAAAAAGAUAGACCAUCACUAAGAAUACGAAAGAAUUCACUCUCAAAUAAUAAUUCUCAAUUGUAUAAUGAAUAUGAAAUGAAGAUAAAGCGAGAGAUUGCCAUUAUGAAGAAAUGUCGUCAUAAACAUAUUGUUACCCUUAAGGAAGUAUUAGAUGAUUUGAGUUCAUAUAAGAUUUAUCUAGUAUUAGAAUAUUUGGAAAAGGGUGAAAUCAAAUGGAAGAGAUUACCAAAUGAACCAAAACAAACCAUUGAACAAAUCAAUAGUCUGGAAAUUCCAUGUUGUGGAAGUCAAAAACAACAACAACAACAAUCGGCCGAUUCACAAUCAUCAUAUCGUCGAACCCAUCGCCCUUCGACACACAUCACCGAACGGGAUUUAUUAUCAAAUGAAUAUUCACCAAAUUUAACAUUCAAACAAUCAAGAAGUGUGUUUAGAGAUAUUGUUCUAGGAUUAGAAUAUUUGCAUUUACAAGGAAUUGUCCAUCGUGAUAUAAAACCCGCGAAUUUAUUGGUUUCUUCCGAGAAUAUUGUCAAGAUUAGUGAUUUUGGGGUUUCAUUUGCAUCAUCAUUAAGUGAAAAUGAAGAAGGACAUUUAGUUAAUGAAUUAGAUUUGGCCAAAACUGCCGGUACUCCGGCAUUUUUUGCACCUGAAUUAUGUCGAGAAUGUAACCCGGACAAGACUUGUAAAAUUGAUUAUAAGAUUGAUAUUUGGGCCUUAGGGGUGACUUUAUAUUGUCUUUUGUUUGGAAAAGUACCAUUUAAUGCUGAUUCUGAAUAUGAAUUGUUUAAAGUGAUUGUUAAUCAACCUUUGGAGUUCCCCGAGACUAAGGAUUCAUUUAAUUCCCCGGCAAAUGUUACUGAAGAAGAAUUUGAAUUGGCGAAGGAUUUAUUAAGUAAAUUAUUGGAUAAGAAUAGUAGAACCAGAAUUGAAAUUAAGGAUAUUAAAGAACAUCCAUUUACUUUGAUGGAUUUAGAAGAUGAUUUGGAAAAAUUGAAUGAAUUGUUCACGAUGAAUCAAGAAGAUAAUAUUAAUUUGGAUUUCGAUUUAGAAGAUCAUGAUAUCGUAUCAAAAGAAGAAAUAGACAAUGCAAUUAUUGGUAUUGGUACAAGAAUUAAACGAAGUUUAGUUAGAGCUAUUCGUGCUGGAGGUUGGAAAGAUUCUGAUGUUAGAUCAAAAUUUGCCGCUUUACAAUUAGAACAUUCCAAAAGUGGAUCCAGUGAAGAUGAUUCUACCACUUGUUCAAAUUUCAAUUCCCAAUCUAGAGUUAAUGUCUAUAAUCCUGGUUUACAUUCCCAUGUUCAUUCCAUGAUUUUAUCCGAAGGUAUGCCGAUUUCAGCCGCUACUCCACCACCACCAAACAUGCAUCCAUCUCAUCCUGCUUAUCAUCUGACAAAUUUCCCACCGUGGACCCAUUCAUCACCUUCAGGAAUAUUUAGAAAUGGAUCACAUCAUACCGAACAUCAUAACCCCCAUGUUCCAUCUGCAUUAUCACACCAAGCACCAACACCAAUCAGUACUUCCUCAGGAACAACCUCGUCGGUGUCCCAGAUGAACAGUCCUUAUUCUUAUGCAGGCAUUAGAGAAGGAGCAGGAAGCACCAAUAAUAAUGUUGGUUCACGAAGUUUUUUGCAUGAAAUGAUAGAAUCACAUAGUAAUAGUUCAAGUAGACGAGGUUCAACUAGUAUCAUAUCAGAAGCUCCUCAGAUUGAAACGAAAAGAAACGUGGGUGGGGAUUUAUAUUUGAAGAAUCAAUGUAUUGUGGAAACAUUCAAGGGAAUUCAAUUACAGGAUGAUAAACGAAGACGGUCGAGUAUAUUUUCAUUACAUUCUCAAAAUUCAAGUGUGAAUAUCAAACAUCAUGAUUCGGUUGGAUCUAAUAAUAAUGAGGAGAUACUUUCGAGGAAACCAAGUGGUGUUAGUAUGAAUAAUGCCCAUUAUUUGAAUCAUCAUCAUGUUCAUCAUGGAAGUAUUGCUGCUCCUAUCCCGGUUCCGGCAUCAUCUAUCAAGACAUCAAUUCCUAGUUCUUCUGGCACCUCUACAAAUGUUGGCAAUCCAACUACAAGUUUCUUGAAUAAUAAUGACGGUAAUACUAGUAAUAAUAAUAAUACUAAUGGACGUUAUCAAUUUGGUCAAUAUUUGAACAAUAAUGGAACUCAGAGUUCGGGCAGUAGUAGACCUUCAUUGAAAGUUGGUCCAAUUAGUAUUAGACCUGCAACUAUUCAACCAAAUAAUGAAAUUUCAGGAGAAGAAAUGGUUGAUAUUCAUAAUCAUAAUGGACGUGAUUCAGUUAUGUCCUUACCUUUGAGUGAAAGUUUUGCAAGUUUGGAUAGUAUCAAUGAUGAUUAUUUAAGUAUGAAGUAUCAAGAAUUUACCAAUCGGAAAUUGAAUAGUCAAUCUGAACAGCCACCACAACAACAACCACUGGGACAACCAACUGCUACUGCAACCACGGCUAGGAAACUUCGAAGAAAAUCAAGUCUUUCAGAAACGUUCUUGGAUCAAAUGGGGAAUAAUCAAUUACAAAAGAUUAAUCAAAAAUUCAAAGAUUUUAACCUUAGUAACCUGAUGAAGAAGAAUGAUUCAGCCAAUAGUGAACCUACUCAAGACAGCACUAAUCGUGAUCCAUUAUCUAGAUAUACCAGUCGUGAUUCCUAUUCAUCGUAUUCAACCUGUAGUAGUUCAGAUACUGACGAAGACUCAGAUGAAGAAGAACAGAAUUUAACCCUUGCUUUCACAUCCAAAGUGGCACCAUUAGCUCGUCCUAUGUUUAAUUUAAGUAAAAGGGCCAAAUCUCAUGAAAGUAAUUUACCUAGAUUAGGUGCCAAUGGUGGAGUUAUUUCAAAGAAUCCUGCUGGUACUACAAUUGUUUUCCAUGAUGGUUUGCCUGAAUUUGAAGACUUGCCUAUGGAUUUAAUGAAAGCUGCUGGUGGAGGUUCAAUUAGUCUUGGCUCUGGACAACCUAACAUUGAUCUAAAUCCUACGAUUUCGGUGAUUGCUAGUAAUGGAUCUUUAUCUACUUUGACUGGUGAGAUCCAAAAUUCAAUAGAUGAUCAAUUAGCACAAAGUGAAAACCCAGCUCCAGCAUCAACACCAAUAGAUUCACAACAGAUGGUGGCAAUGAACAAUCAAGAGAAGGUUAUCAAGAGAAAACCAAAACGGAUGGGACUUCGGGAGAAUAUUUUUAAUAAUCAAUUCAAUAAUCAUUAUAAGAAAGAUCCAAUCUAUUCCCCAUUCCCAAUUUCUAAACAUUUGGAUAAUGAUAAGGAGAGUAUAGCCAAGAAGAAUUCGGCAUUGGAUGACAGUGAUGAUGAGAUUAGACCUAAUACUUAUAGAUCAAAUUCGGUUACUGUCGCGUUGUUACAGCAUCAAAAGGUGGAUUUACAGGAAUUGAUAGAAAAUGAAGAUAAACAUGAAGAACAAGAUCCUAAAGCUAUUGAAAACAAUAAGAAUGAAUAA